AUGUCAGGCAUUGCGCAGCCCAACCGCGCUGAUGAAGUGCAAAGCCUUCUGAAAGCAGUGGAAGACCUUCUCAUUCCCUUUAUCCGAUCUGCAGACGAGGAUCCCCACGGGUCCUUGACACAGAAGAAUGGCACGAACGGCACCAAUGGACACACUGGACACACUGGACUGGCUGGAACCUCGUUGGUAGAUUACAAGAAGCCCGAAGAACUGCGGGAUAUCCUUCAGCUCGAGAUCCCAGAGAAAGGCACCAAGCAGGAAGGUCUCAUUGACGUCUUGCAAAAGGUCCUGCAAUACUCGGUCAACACCUGGCACCAGGGCUUUUUGGACAAGCUGUAUGCGUCAACCAAUGCGCCCGGCGUGGCAGCAGAGCUCAUCCUCGCUACCUUGAACACCAACGUACACGUCUACCAAGUUUCGCCUGCGCUGACAGUCAUUGAGAAAUAUACCGGCGAGCGGUUGGCGAGCCUCUUCGGGCUGAACGGUCCACGGGCAGGAGGUAUUUCCGUGCAAGGCGGGUCCGCAUCGAACACCACCUCCAUUGUCAUUGCGCGCAACAACCUCUACCCGAGCACGAAAACAGACGGGAACGGCGGGUACAAGUUCGUGCUCUUCACGAGUGCGCACGGCCACUACAGCGUGGAAAAGGCGGCGCAGAUGCUCGGGUUCGGCAGCAGUGCCGUCUGGCCCGUUCCCGUUGACAAGGUUGGCCGCAUGAUCCCAGCCGAGCUUGAGAAACUGGUCCAGAAGGCGCAGAGCGAAGGCCGGACGCCGUUCUAUGUCAAUGCCACCGCAGGCACAACCGUCAUGGGCUCUUUCGACCCCUUCAACGAAAUCGCAGCCAUUUGCCAAAAAUACAACAUGUGGUUCCACAUCGACGGGUCAUGGGGCGGCUCGUUCGUCUUCUCCAAGCGCCAGAAGCAUAAGCUAGCCGGCGCAGAGAAAGCAAACAGUAUCGCCAUUAACCCGCACAAAAUGCUCGGCGUUCCGGUCACUUGCUCGUACUUGCUGGCCUCAGAUAUGCGCCAGUUCCACAAGGCCAACACUCUUCCCGCGGGGUAUCUUUUCCACAACGAAGACGACGAGCCUGCUACCAACGGCGACGCAGAUAACGGAACCGAGUUGGAAGUCGACUCGCCGGAGGUGUGGGACCUGGCAGACCUCACUCUCCAAUGCGGUCGACGUGCGGAUUCUUUGAAGCUGUUUUUGGGUUGGACAUACUACGGCAACGAGGGCUACCAGCAGCAGAUCGACUCGGCAUGCGACAUCGCCACGCACUUGGCUAACACCAUCGCGCAACAUCCCGAUUUCGUUCUUAUUAGCGAGAAUCCCCCGCCGUGCCUGCAGGUGUGCUUUUACUACGCCCCAGGCAAGGAGUUCGUGUACCCGCGCGGCAUUGUCUCAAAUGAGACACAGCGCGCCAAGAAUAACAGCAAGGUCACUGAGCAGGUGACGCAUGCGAUCGUGCCCAAGGGCUUCAUGGUGGACUUUGCACCUCCCAGUGGGGACGAGGAUGCGGCUGGGAAUGGGAAGUUUUUCCGGUGCGUGGUGAAUGUCCAGACGACACAGGAGACCGUCGAUUCGCUUGUCCGCGCCAUCGAAGAGGUGGGUCCUGGUAUUAUUGAGUCUUUGAAGGCGAGUAACUCGGCUGUUCCGCAUAAGCGGCUUGGUGAGCGUGGACACGGGCCUGUUGUCCAUCGCGCUUGA
Messenger RNA from Penicillium samsonianum, 1707 nucleotides. Its product is annotated as pyridoxal phosphate-dependent decarboxylase family protein. Lineage: Eukaryota; Fungi; Ascomycota; Eurotiomycetes; Eurotiales; Aspergillaceae. Gene Ontology annotation, biological process: carboxylic acid metabolic process. The transcript is spliced from 2 exons. Gene Ontology annotation, cellular component: cytoplasm. The coding region runs from base 1 to 1707 and encodes 568 amino acids. Gene Ontology annotation, molecular function: carboxy-lyase activity; pyridoxal phosphate binding. The record is from RefSeq and is a predicted model, not a curated record.